AUGGUGCGGGAGGUGCUCGCCGGUGUCCCGGCGGCCCGCUGGGCGGCGGACAACCUGGCGCAGGAAGUCAUCGCCAGCACGCAGGCGCAGCUGGAGUGCGGUUCGCGCGGCGACGCCGCGGAGGCGGAGGCCCGCCGCCGCGAAGCCAUCGCGCGGCCCGCCUUGGUUGCGCGCGUCCGCGGACGCCGGGGAACCAGGGCGCAGCGGCAGCGGCGGGGCGUCGCGCGGCAUGCCGAGCGCUGCCCGUCGGCAGACGCCCCGCCGCAGGCAUGGCGCAGGGCUCAACGCGGGCCGCGCUUCCCAGGAGGGCCCCUUCCUGGUGAUGGGCGCGGCGGCGCGGCGCAGUGUGCCGUCGCGUGUGGGGUGGGGGCCUGCGUCUGCGAAGUGCAGCCGCCGAUUGAGUGCGCAUUGGAUGCGUGCGUGGCCGAGGCGCCUGCGCGGCUGCCCAGCGCCCGAGCGGCGGCCACGGGGGCCCCGCUGCGGUCUGGCGCCCAGCCGUGCCUCCCCGAGUGGGCGCGCUGGGCCGCGCUGCUGGAGGGGCUCGGCGUGGCGCAGCUGGCCGAGCAGGGCUGCGGCGAGGGCGGCGCCGAGAGCGCCGAGGCGGAGGAGAUCAUCGCGGAGUUCGGCUGCGAGGCCGAGGAGGAUCGCGCUGCUGCGGCGCGUUGCGCGGCGCGGCGGCCGCGGCGGAGCGGGGGCAGCCUAAUGGGGGACUCGGAGUUCGAGGGGGAUUCUGAGUUCGAGGAUCUCGGGUCCGAGCGCGGGCAGUUCCUGCGUGGCGAGUUCUCGGGCGGCAGCGAGCUAGCCGCGGAGUGCGAGCUGGCGCGCGCUGCCUGGCUGGAGCGCUCGGGCUCCAGGCGCGGUGGUGGCGGCGAGCCCGAGGAGGAGCGCGGCGCGCUGGCGCCCGCGGCCGACGGCUCCGAGGUAGGCCCCGAGGAGCUGCACGAGUCCGAGGGGAGCAACGUGGUGCCCGUGCCGUCGUUCCUGGACGGCUUCUCGGCGGCGGCGGUGGCGUGUGCGGCCAAGGGGCCGAAGUCGGGAGUUGAGUCGCUCCUGGACUUGGCCGAGGCCCGCGCCCUCGGCGCCCGCCCUGCAGGUUGCCCCGAUGCCGAGGAGAGCGAUGGCAGCUUCGUGGGGGGCUCGGAGUUCGAGGAUCUCGGGUCUGAGCACGGGCAGUUCCUGCGCGACGAGUUCUCGGGCGGCGGCGAGCGGGCCGCGGAGUGCGAGCUUGCGCGCGCUGUCUGGCUGGGGCGCGCGGGCUCCAGGCGCGAGGGCGCUGAAAGCAGCCUCGAGGCCGAUGCCGCUGGCGCGCGAGCGCAGGAGCGGCUGGCUGCGGCCGAGGCGGCCCAGGCGGCAAUCCUGAGCGGCGAUCUGGCCGAGGGGCUGCGGUUGCUCGAGGCGGCUCAGGGCUUCGGCCAGGCCUUGUGA
Molecule: messenger RNA, 1425 nt
Organism: Prorocentrum cordatum
Lineage: Eukaryota; Dinophyceae; Prorocentrales; Prorocentraceae
Source: the annotation of a GenBank genome assembly